AUGAUCCAGCCGAAACUUCAGCACCAGCCAUCUUCGUCCAACAUGUACAACCAACCGGCCUCCUCGCAACACGAGUCACCACCUCCUGUCGUUCCUGGGUUGACCUACGAGAGUUACACGCUGGUAAGAUUCCCACAAAUGCAGGUGCCUCUUGUGAGUGGCUACUCUAGCGACAUGUCUGCACCCCCGUCGCGAUACCCACCGUCGGACAGCGGGUACAUGUCGCACGCGAACGGCCUGGGUCAACCGAUGGGGUCCAUGCAACAGGCGCCUUCUUAUGCUGUUGCCGGUGGAUACCCCAUGAUGAAGUCUUCUUAUGGCUCGGUUCCACCAGCGCAAAGCUACGGAUACAUGAACGCUGCAGGCAGCGAUUUGAAGCAGCAACCCGCGUACACGACCCCACCCACUACGGUGAAGCCGGAGUACGCUCAACAACACCCCUAUUUAUUUCAAGGUGCUAGGUGUGAGUUGCCGGAUGCCUUCAAGUCGCAUCAGCCUCAGGCGCUUGCCGAUGAUAGUAAGAACACGGGUCCUCCAUCGACGGCGAUUAAACGGCACUUUUGCUGUUACUGCGGUAAAGGGUUCGUUCGACCUUCUGCUCUCCAAACACACAUUUACUCUCACACUGGUGAAAAACCCUUCGUUUGCAAGGAAGCAAAAUGUAACAAGGCCUUUUCAGUAGUGUCGAACUUGAGACGGCACAUGAAAAUACACGAAAAGAUGUGA
This is a messenger RNA of Wickerhamiella sorbophila, 726 nucleotides long. RefSeq names its product Zinc finger protein C25B8.19c. The transcript has a single exon. NCBI's taxonomy places the organism in Eukaryota, Fungi, Ascomycota, Dipodascomycetes, Dipodascales, Trichomonascaceae. The record is from RefSeq and is a predicted model, not a curated record. Gene Ontology annotation, molecular function: DNA-binding transcription factor activity, RNA polymerase II-specific; RNA polymerase II cis-regulatory region sequence-specific DNA binding. The coding region runs from base 1 to 726 and encodes 241 amino acids. Gene Ontology annotation, biological process: regulation of transcription by RNA polymerase II. Gene Ontology annotation, cellular component: PcG protein complex; transcription regulator complex.